AGAAGAUCAUUAGACUUGCAUUGCAUUGCAUUCUAGUUGUUUUAUGACCUCCAAAGGCAACUGAAGAACUAGCACAUCAACAACAGCAACAACAACAACAACAACAGCAAGUGUCUUUAAGAACUCCAAAUAACCCCUACAUCACUGGAGGCAUAUUGUUCCUAUCAGCAUGCAUUGUACCAAAAGAGGAAAGUUGGCUGUACUCUCCAUUGGUGUGUUGGUUGCUAUGAUCCUCGUCUGUUACUUCUACUUGAUCCAAAAGAGCAGAUUCCGCUUUGCCGUAUCUGGUUCCAAAUUGUUAGAAUACAACCAGGCAGCAAUCACAAGCGAUUCAUCUAUGUGUUCCCAACUUGGCAUGUCAAUUCUGAGGGAGAAGAACGGAAGUACAAUUGAUUCUGUCAUUGUCACUUUGGUUUGUAUGGCACUUGACCAACCGAUGUCCACAGGAAUUGGAGGCAGUUUAAUUAUGAAUAUCUAUGACAGUAAAUCUCAAAAGAAUGUCAUCAUAGAUGCCUCUGGUAAAUCACCACAUCAUGUGGCCAGCCUGAAGAAUAUGUCUCACCUGAAAGGUCCUUCAUCAGUGACUGUUCCUGGGCAACUGUACGGUCUAUGGCAGGCACAUCAGAUGUAUGGCUCGUUACCAUGGAAACACUUGUUUGCUCCUGUGAUACACCUUGCAACACAAGGUUUUAAUGUCUCGCGUUUACUGGCUAAUACCCUCAAAGAAAUGGAGUCUGAAGUUAAGGAUCAGCCCCUACUCAGAGAGCUGUAUGUAAAUGAGGCAACAAGACAUGUUUAUCAAGAAGGAGACCUCAUGAAACACCCAAGACUAGCAAAAUCACUGAAGAUAAUCUCUGAGGAAGGAUUUCUUGCUGUCUAUAAUGGCUCCUUGUCUAAUGCCAUUGUUGAAGAUCUGAGAGAUGCUGGUGAAGGAUCUCUUAUGUCCUUGAGUGACCUCACCUCUUAUAAUGUAAAGUUUCCAGCCCCAUUAAGGACAAGACUGUCCAACGGUGACCAAGUGAUGGCAACCCCACCUCCAUCGAGUGGCCCAAUAGUGCAACUGAUACUCAAUGUUCUUGACCUGUAUGAGUUCAAGCCCAACUACCGCACCAACCUCAACAUGUUCGCCACUACGCUACACAGGAUCAUCGAAACAUUCAAGUUUGCGUACGGCAUCCGAUCCCGACUGGAGGAGCCCGGCUUUGAUGAAGACGUCACACAGUUCCUUGUCAAUUUAACAUCAACAGAGUGGGCCACCGGGAUUAAAUCACAGAUCGAUGACCAUAGCACAUAUGAGAGUGGAUAUUAUAACCCUGGCACCCUCAAUGAGGAAGGUUUAGGGACCACCCAUCUGAAUUGCAUCGGCUUGGAUGGUAUUGCUGUAUCAGUGACUAGCUCACUCAACCAUAGGUUUGGUGCCCAGAUUUUGGGACGAAGGACUGGAAUCUUGUUUAACAAUGGAAUGGCAGCGUUCUCAACACCAAGCAGACACAAUCGCAGUGCCUCAAUAAACCAACCUCUCCCUAAUUUGAUCGGGGCCAACAAGUCUCCUAUGUCCUAUGUGUCACCAAUUAUUAUGACAGACAACACAGGCAACACCAAACUGGUUAUUGGAGCCUCUGGAGGAACUAAAAUUAUUUCUUCUCUCUCCUAUGUGAUGAACAAUCUAGUGUGGUUCAAUGACACUAUCAAAGAAGCCAUUGAUGCCCUCAGAGUUCACAACCAGAUCAUUCCAGCACAGACUAAUACUGAAGACUACUUACCAAAGAAAGUGAUUGAGAAACUGAAGAAAUUUGGUCAUGAUAUCACUAGUUAUGGAUCUCUUUCAUUUGUCCAUGGAAUAUACCAGAAAAAUGGCACCUUUUCCGUUAACAUUGAUUAUAGAAGUGGAGCAAUUCCAGCAGGGUUUUAAAAGAGGCAAUGCUUCUAAAGAGUAAGGGCAAAGAAAUGAAAUUGAACCUACUUUCAAACAUAAUCUAUGACCCUUCUAAACAAAAUCCUACACAUACCCAUGCACACACACACACAAACAGAUGUGUGCACUCACACACACACACACACAUUUCCGCUCUUAAUAUUUACCCCAUAAGAUAUAUCACCCAUCCCCAAAAAUCUUAUCACUCAAUCCCACAAAUAUUUGUCUUCUACCCUCAUAAAAUAUACUCCACACCCAAUAAAAAUAUAUUCCUCAUCCCUACAAAAUCUAUCCUACCCAUCACAAAAUAUACCUCACCCACUGCAUCAAAAACAAGGAAUACAACAAUUUAAAAGUUUCAAAAUGGACUUGUCCAAAAGGUAGAGAAAAUUUUAUGGAUAGAAUAGUAGAUCAACAGAUUUUGUAAUUUGCUGGACAAAAAAUAGUUGCAAUUCAUUAGGUUUUGAUUUCAAAUCCUGCUGAGGUCAAAUUUAGUUUGUUUUUUUUUUUGUUUCUGGGAUCAAUAAUCAAAAAAAGUACCAAUCAAAAACUGGAGUUGAUAUCAUUGAUUUUUGCCCCUCACUAAUUUAUGGCUUUGUGUCAUUGUUAGAAACCUAUAUUUUAGAAUGGACCAGUCCAUCAUCACUUGUAAUUAGGGACAUUAAUUAAAGUUGUUAAACUACAUCUAGUCAAUUACAGUAAACUUCUCAACAAAAAUUGAGGUCCUGUGAACUGCGAAUCAGUAGAGCAACGAAUUAAAUGCCUUGUGGUAUUUAAUUACAUCUUUUAAUGUUUUGAGUUCAAAUCCUAUUGCAGUCAACUUUUCCUUUCGCCCUUCCAGGGUUAAUGAAAUAAAGUAGGAAUCAAGUACUGGGGUUGAUAUAAUUCAUGGUAUCCCUUCCAGAAAAUUGUAGAAAUCCCUACUGGAGGGUGGAGUGACAGAUAUGGUACCUGUUACAUCCAUUAACAGCCAUGUCACAGCAUCACUUGCUGUUUUGUUACACCCUGUGACACACAUGUCAGAGUCAGACAUCAAAUACCAUGUGGCAUUUUCAUCUCAUCCUGAUCCAUUAUGCCUUUCAUCUCUUUGAGAUUACUAAUAAAUCCAGUUAAAUCCUGAGGGUUAUUAGAAUCAACUAUAUCCCAAUCUUGGCCUUGUGAUUGUGUUGAAAACUAUUAUUAUCAUCACUCUGAGUUCAAAUGCUGUUGAGGUCAGCUUGACCUUAUAUUCUUUCAGGGUCAAUAAAUAAGUACUAAUGGAGCACUGGGAUAAGUGUAAUUGUCAACCUCUCAAAAUCGCUGACCAUGGGCCAAAAUUUCAAAGAAUUAUUAUCAUUUUUACUAUUAUUAUUAUUAUUAUUAUUAUUAUUAUCAUUAUUAUUA
This is a messenger RNA of Octopus sinensis (East Asian common octopus), 3298 nucleotides long. Its product is annotated as glutathione hydrolase 1 proenzyme-like. The transcript is spliced from 12 exons. Gene Ontology annotation, cellular component: plasma membrane. Gene Ontology annotation, biological process: glutathione catabolic process. Bases 170 to 1912 code for a protein of 580 amino acids. Gene Ontology annotation, molecular function: glutathione gamma-glutamate hydrolase. The record is from RefSeq and is a predicted model, not a curated record. Lineage: Eukaryota; Metazoa; Mollusca; Cephalopoda; Octopoda; Octopodidae.